Messenger RNA from Paramuricea clavata, 2359 nucleotides. NCBI's taxonomy places the organism in Eukaryota, Metazoa, Cnidaria, Anthozoa, Malacalcyonacea, Plexauridae. The record is from the annotation of a GenBank genome assembly.
UUUGCUGUUAGCAUUGGUGCAAAUGUGGUUGGAAUCUUGCUUGCCAUUGCUGGGUUGACGUAUGCAGCUGCUGUCUGGGCUGUACUUAACCAUACUUGUGUUACUGUUAACAUUAACGGCCUGAUUCUCACUGAGGAUGCAUGCACAUGUAUAAACGAUAUAUAUGACAACUCAAAACCAGUUACAUGUAAGUUCGGUACUGAUAAUGACUUGCACGCGUAAAAAUCUCACAACUUGUCAACAAGAUGUGUUCGCAACAGGCUUGUGGCAAGCUUGUCAACAAGUUGUAACAAUGUUGUUAUUCUAUCACUCGCAACUUGUUGACAAAUUGUUGAAUUGCUGCAGGACGAUAACGAGUUAUAAUAUUUUGUUUGUGGAAACACCACGUAAAUUUAUUACUGCAAAGCUUUCGAUCGUAUGUUUUAUCGCCCUGCAAAUCUACAAAGAACGAUAACAAGUUGUUGGAAUAACUUGUAACAAGUCUGUUGAGCUCAACAACCUUGUAGCAAGUUGUCAACAAGCCGUUGACAACCUUUCAACAAGCUGGGAACAAGCAGUGCGAACACACUCAGCCUGUUGACAAGUUGUUGGAACAGCAUUGCUACAAGUCUGCUGCAGGUCUGUUACAACUUGUGCGUUUUUACGUGUAUACACGCGUUUUAUCAUCUCAUUCUUAAGAACUUUGGUACUUAUUUUGAAGAUUUUCGUUUGCUCACUUUGUCUCUGAGAUAUUUCAGUUUGUUUGAUAUGCAAGUCUGCAAUUUACGUCGCAUACGCAUAAUGACUUAUAAAGCAAAAGCUUGUUCACCUUAUUCAUAUUUUCGAGUUUAAUUCUGAUUAAAAUGAAGAAGUCCGGAGUUGUUGGUGGAUGACGUAUAUAUCUCAAACUCAUUGAUAAUUCAUGAGCAAAUUAGCGAAUGAACUCACCCUAAUUCGUCACUGGAUUGAGGUUGGAUACCGCAAGGAAACACGCUAAAAAUCAUAUACCAUCACUGUUGUUAGAUGAAAAACGGUUUUCAUCUAAUAACUGAGAUCCUAAUUACAAAUUCAAGUCAAAACACAACAAUAUAGUAUAAUAAUAUAUAUAAGCCAAUGAAAUGUUUUCGUUUGAGAUGUUGUGUAAACAACUCGUUUCUCGUGUUUCAUCAGGGGACCAAACACUCGAAAACAAUAAAACACUGUCUCGCGCUUCGCGCUCGUGUUUCAUACAGUUUUCUCGUGUUUGGAUCCCCUGAUGAAACACUCAAACUCGUUGUUUACAUAUAACAUGUAAAACACAAUUUAUCGUUUUUUUAUGAUAUUUAACUGUUAUAGCUUACAUUCUUUUAUAAGUCAUCAUUCAUUGUGAAGUAAACUCCGGACAUUUGCAUAUCAAGCAAACUUAAAAAUAUCUCAGAAACAAAGUGAGCAAACUCAAAUCUUCGAAAUAAAUUACACAGGGAAAAAUUUUAAAUUUCCAUUAAUAGUUUUUAAAGAUUUACCAUGUAUAUUAUCAAUGUAAAAAUUAAACUCUUACCAUAUCAUUUCAUUUCAAAAGUUCUAAAGGAUGCGAUGAUAAAAUUAAUUGAAGUUAGGUGCACUUUGAGUUGCAAAAUCUUUGCCAUCCUCGACCUAUAAAUUAGCCAACCAUAUCAGUUGCUUUAUUUUGUUCACAUGAUAAUACUGGAUACUUAGUGAAGUAUAUUGAUCCUGGAUCAAAAUUAAUUCAGUCCUUGGACUGGAUCAAAAUUAAUUCACCUUACCUUAAAGAUGCUGUAAAGUCCGUAAUGUAAACAAACGCUUAGUUUACAUUUUGAACUCUUGCUACAGUUGUAAAAUAUGAUUAGAUAUAUAUUAUACUGAAUUUUUAACACUCUUCUGGUUCGCCAUGCUUGUAAAUGAAUACAGACUAGAGAUUCAAUUCAAGAAAGUUCGGAAGGUGCGAAAUAUCAAUAACAUUCCAAUGGUCGGGUCCCGACCAUUGGAAUGUAGGCCUGCGCAGAAUGUAUGCGCAGAACGGACUUUACAGUAUAGUCAUUUCAAAUCUUUCAAUUCAGACUGGACUAGAUAUCAAGUCCUCGCAAUUUGAUCCAGUGAUCAAAUUGCGCACUUGAUCAAAUUGCCCGGACUUGAAAUCUAGUCCAGUGCUCAUAGUUGGAUUUAAAAUAUUACAUGUCAUGACUCAAACGCUCAUGCAAAUUCGAGAAGUGUGUUGUAUUAUCAUUUAUCAUUUUUAGACGCCGCAAGUUGCUCGGAUUUAGAAGGUGUUCGGAAUGCCAGCGCUGCAGCUACUAUACUCUAUGUUCUUUUGUUGAUACUGUCUUUCGUGGGAUCUAUACUGGGUUGCGCUGGGGCCUGCUGUGGAAAUCGGGUAUGUUGA